Molecule: messenger RNA, 1514 nt
Organism: Erigeron canadensis
Lineage: Eukaryota; Viridiplantae; Streptophyta; Magnoliopsida; Asterales; Asteraceae
Product: probable serine/threonine-protein kinase ifkA
Exons: 3
Coding region: 258-1208 (316 amino acids)
Biological process (GO): protein ubiquitination
Cellular component (GO): CCR4-NOT complex
Molecular function (GO): ubiquitin-protein transferase activity
Source: RefSeq, a predicted model, not a curated record
AAACUACCCUUUUUAUAAAACAAAAAACACAUUCACAGAAGAGAUAGACAGAGAGGGAGCCGUUAUCUACUUACUUACCAGCCUGCAAUCCACAAAAAUAAAAAAUAAAAAAAUAUCAAGAUUCAUCAAAAUCAUCUCUCAAUCAAAAUCCAUCCAUUCUUUUUAUAUAUCUAUCUCUCAAUUCUGGUAUAUCCUUUUGCAAUCAAUUUCAAUUUCAAUUUCCCCUAAUAAUAAUAAUCCGAUUUCUUCAUUCAGCCAUGGUUAACGCUUCGAUCUCCACUCCCGCUUCUUCUAACGACUUUGCUAAAAAGAAACGAGUGAAUAGAACUGCUAAAUUGAAACAGAGCAAGCUUGAUGUUCGCCGUCAACAGUGGCUUUCUCAAGUGAAGACCAAGGAUAUCGGGUUGAAGGAAGAAGCAAAUGGUGUGAAAAUGUCUGCUAAAGAGACACAUGCAGUCAGGGAACGAGAGCGUGAGAGUUCGCUGGUGAAGUUGGAAAUUUGUGUUGGUGGUGAAGAGAACGAGGGUUUGAUGGGUAAUUAUAGCGACAAUGAAUCGCCUUUGAGUCAUACCAGCAGUGGUAACAGAUCUGUUACUAACUUUACUGGUAGUAGUAUGAGCUCCAGUGGUAGUAGCAGCAGCGGCAGUAGCAGAGGUUGUUGUUCGGCAAGUAUAACAGAUGAAGAUGAUCGCCGUGAUGACGAUGACGAGGAUGAUUGUUUGGAUGACUGGGAAGCAAUGGCCGAUGCUUUGGCUGCUGAUGAGAUUGAAAAGAAUUGUAGUGACCCUGAUUUGGAGUCUGCUGUGCAGGAGAAGGAACCUGAGGCAGAGGUUGUGUUGACCACAACAGCGGGUCAAGAGGGUUGUCGGGCCAGGACUAGUUUUCGGGCGUGGAGACCUGAUGAUGCUUCCCGUCCUCAGUGUCUCCCAAAAAUGCUGAAGCAAAACAGUUUUCCUAUGAAAUCAGGGGUGUACCAUGGUGUUGGAUUUGCUCCUUCGUCGUGCCCUAUAUGUUGUGAAGAUUUAGACAUGACUGAUACAAGUUUUCUUCCUUGCCCAUGUGGUUAUAGGCUCUGUCUUUUCUGCCACAAGAGGAUUCAAGAAGAUAAUGGCCGUUGUCCGGGCUGCAGGAAGCCUUAUGACCAGCCUGACACCAAAAACGCACCUUUGAAGGUGGCUCGUUGUCAGAGCAUGAACCCAAUGUAUUGAAAGUAGUCUCUGGUUCUUUUGGAUGGUUACGGUGGGCCUCCUUUUCGUUCGCGUGUCUUGCUUGUUUGGUUACUGUUAGACAACGGCACUAGUGCUAGGUUUGUCCCAAGUAGUCAUUCUUUUGGAUGGUUACUCUAGUCUUUUGGGAGUUAUGCCGGUUCUCUUGUGAGUCAGAUCUAUAUAUUUAUAGAUAUAUGCUUUUAUAGAGGACUAGUUGGUGUGUGGAUACAUAAGGUGGUAUAGAAAUUGAAUACAUGCUUGUCAAUGGUCUGCAAAUAAUGUCUAUCUUAUGACUUUGAUGCCUAA